Pyrus x bretschneideri (Chinese white pear) is the source of this 3380-nucleotide messenger RNA. RefSeq names its product FHA domain-containing protein PS1. Gene Ontology annotation, cellular component: nuclear membrane. NCBI's taxonomy places the organism in Eukaryota, Viridiplantae, Streptophyta, Magnoliopsida, Rosales, Rosaceae. Gene Ontology annotation, molecular function: protein binding. The record is from RefSeq and is a predicted model, not a curated record.
AUUUUCCCGAGGAAUUACAACUAUUCGUCAUCCCUCUCUCUCUCUCUCUAAACCCAGUUGCCCUACGCAGAAUCCAAAUUCUUCAACAAAGAACACGGUCAUGGCGAACGAGAAAGUGAACAGGAAGCUGAACGGAGAAGGAAAGGAAGAAGAAGAGGAGCCGAAAAUCCCAGUCUUCACAGUCCUCAAGAACGGAGCCAUUCUCAAGAACAUCUUCAUCGUCAACAAAUCCCCGCCCCUGCUGCACUCCAAACCCAUCUCCACCGUCCACCGGAAAACCUAUGAAGAAAUCUUGGUCGUCGGCCGACACCCGGAUUGCAACAUCGUCUUGACUCACCCCAGCAUCAGCAGAUUCCACCUCCAAAUCCUCUCCGACCCUUUUUCUCAAAAGCUCUUUCUCACCGAUUUGUCAUCAGUACAUGGGACUUGGGUUUCAGACAAGAAGAUCGAGCCGGGAGUUCGAGUGGAGCUGAGCGAAGGGGACACGCUCAGGCUUGGUGGUUCCAGCAGGGUCUACAGCUUGCAUUGGAUUCCUAUGAGGCAGGCCUAUGAUUUCGAAACACCUUUUGUGCCAUUCAUAGCGCACAACGAAUAUGAAAAUGCAGAACAAGUAUUGGAUCAGAGUGAGAAUUCUUUGCCAGUUGAGAACAAAGAAACUGAAUCUCCAGAUUCAAAUUCCGUGGGUGUAGAAUCGUUGUUCUCCGAUGAAAUUUUAGGAGUCAUUGGGAAGAUGGAGGUCCCAUCAGCACCUCCACUGCCGGAAAAUGCCGUUUACUCAAUUUUUGAUCCAGGCGAAGAAGGGAGCGAGAACUUAUCAAAAGGUAGUGGUGAAGAGAAUGAAGUCUCAAGUUUCUGGGCAUUUGGAAUGGAAAACCAGCGCCUACUUCACUGUGUCACAGAAGAGGUUUCUGAAAGAGAGAACCCAGAGAGUUCCUUUUUUACUGCAGAGGAAGGGGAAGCUUGUCCUGCUGUGCAAGUGUCAGAGGAAAGUGAGAAGCAAAGCCAAUUGGGAAAAGACUAUGGAAGGACUACUUUUUUGAGUUCACCUCUUCUGACUGGGGAAAUCCUUGAGGAGACCAAAACUCAGCUAGAUGAGAAAGAAAACCUGACCCCGGAAUCAAAACCAAACUUGCCUGCCAACCUGAAUGCUGAAAGUUCUUCUGGUGAAAAGGAAGAGGCUGAUCAUGCUGCGCAAGUACCUGAGAAGUACCAAAGCUCUUUGAGAAAAGAUCAGGGACAGUUUGACAUUUUAUGUCUUUGUUCUGGACCUCGGGUGAUGGAGAACUCAACCUUGCCGACUGUAAAAGUACUUGGGGAGGACAAAGAUGAGCAAGUUCCAGAACAAAGCCUGACCCCAGAACCAAAAUCAAGCUUGCUGAUUAGCCAAAAGUUUGAACAUUUUGAUGAAAAGGAAAAGGAAGCUUAUGCUGCUGCUUCUGUACCAGAGAAAAUUGAGAACCAACGCCCAUCGAGAAAAGAUAAUGGACAGACUGAUAUUUCAUGUCUUUUUUCUGGACCCCUUGUGAUGGAGAACUUGUCGUUGCCAAUCGGGGAAGUCCUAGGGGAGAUCAAAGAUCAGAAAGUUGUAGAAGAAAGCCUGACCCUAGAACCAAAAUCCAACUUGCCUCUUAACGUGAACUUUGAGCAUUCUGAUGAAAAAGAAUGUCUAUUGGAUGUGAGUUAUGGAGAAUUGGAAAACAAAAGCAUGGCAUCAGAAGAUUAUGACAAAAGGGAUUCAAGCAUUUCUUCUGCAUCUCUUGUGACAGAAUCUGGAACCUCAUCUAUGUCGGAGUUAAUAAAUAACAAAGAGGGGCAGACCCCACAAUCUCUCUUUACUGCAGCAGGACAGCCUGAAUCAGAACUAUGCGAAAGCCCUCCACUGAGAUCUGAGAAUAAAUCAAGUACGAUGAUGGGAAGCAUUUGGGAAAGAAGAGGUAAACCUGCUAGUGCUGUAAAGCUUCAAACAGAUAAGAGCAGAGGAAAACCUGCAGAAGCUGCGUGUGAUGAUGGUAUUGAACAGGAGGGGGAGAUCUUUACUCCAGACAAGGAAAAUUUAACCCCAAAUACUCUUCGACUAAAGUCUUUGAAAAAGAAGGGUAAGAUAGAAUUUAAGCAUUCGAAAUCAAGCACAUCAUCCUCGUUGCAAUUAACUCCAGUCACCAAUAUCAGUCAACAAGAGCUGAUUGAAUCCCCAGGAAAAGAGAACCAGGUAAUGAAGGAACUCCAAGAAAUAAAAUUAGCAGGAAAUACUUCUGGAAAUCAAGCUAGGGCGGAGAAAAAGUUGACGGUAACAAAAGUAAGAACAGAAAGGAUUCCUUUUCAAUCAAUAAAAAGUUCUGAGGGCAAGAGCUUAUCAGAAGACUCGGUCCCUAACACAGCGACAAGAAGCAGCACAUCUUUCUCUUACACUCAAAAUAAGGAGGUCACCAAUGCAGGCUCUAAUAAAUCUGUUGGAGAAGGAAAGAGGAGCUGGACUAUGGUUGCAGACGCUACUACUCUUCUCGACAAGGAAUCAAGGAAGUCAUUGCAGUUUCUACAAGGUCUCAAGGGGACUCAGUUAAUCAUUCCAAGAAUGGUCAUACGGGAACUGGAUUGCUUGAAGCAACGUGGCAGCCUUUUCAGAAAGAAAACAGAGGCUGAAUUGGUGCUGGAAUGGAUCAAAGAGUGCAUGGUUAAAACAAAUUGGUGGAUCCAUGUCCAGAGCUCAAUGGAAGACGGAAGACUGAUUGCUCCAACCCCUCCUGCUUCGCCGCAGUCUCUAUUUAGCGAGAAGAGCUGGGGCUUUCCUUCUAGGACAACGGGCUCAUUGACUUUUUCGAGGUGUGGGAGCAUGAUGGACCUUGUAUCACCGUCCCCAGAAGACCAUAUCCUAGAUUGUGCUCUUUUAUAUAGAAGGAUGAAAAGGAACGAUGGACAACUUGUCCUUCUCAGUAACGAUGUUACCCUGAAGAUCAAAGCCAUGGAAGAGGGUUUGCUCUGUGAGACAGCUGAGGAAUUUCGCGAGGGUCUGGUGAACCCACUUUCUGAGAGGUUUUUGUGGCCUGACAGUUCUCCCUGUGGGCGUACGUGGUCUUACUUAGGAAACGGAGCUUUGAGAGAAAAGUACAAUAGCUGCGGCCCUCUGAAGAAGUCGUCAAAAGGAGAAGGUGCAAAGGGUUUGAAGCUCAUUCUACACCACAAUGCUCAUUACGGGCAGAUCCGUUAGAUGAACCAAAAACAAUUUUCAUUUACGGUCUCAAAUUGUAAUGGCGUUGUUACGUUGCAAAAUGAUGAUCGAGUUGUUGACUUGUUUGUGCUUUAUCAAGCACUUCAAACUUCUUUAUUUCAACUGACUUGAUCAAUAACUUGAGGAAAUAUAUGCCUAACAUAUUUGGCGAACC